Arabidopsis lyrata subsp. lyrata is the source of this 2007-nucleotide messenger RNA. Its product is annotated as high affinity nitrate transporter 2.4. Gene Ontology annotation, molecular function: nitrate transmembrane transporter activity. Bases 306 to 1898 code for a protein of 530 amino acids. Lineage: Eukaryota; Viridiplantae; Streptophyta; Magnoliopsida; Brassicales; Brassicaceae. Gene Ontology annotation, cellular component: plant-type vacuole membrane; plasma membrane. The transcript is spliced from 4 exons. Gene Ontology annotation, biological process: cellular response to nitrate; nitrate transmembrane transport. The record is from RefSeq and is a predicted model, not a curated record.
UAUGAGCAGGCUAAAUUCUCGUGUAUGCAUGCUCGCGGCGAAAGUGAAUAUUCCAUACUAUUAAUAUAAAGACACAACUUGUAUAAUUGUAAUCACUCUUACAUAAACAACUUUGAAUAAUUAAUUAUCGUUAAGAACGCUACUAUUAUAGUAUCAUAUACGUAAAACGGAUCCCACUUAUUAUAGCCUUUUCGAUUCUCCAUCGGCUCUUACGAAGUCAACCUUCGUAUCUCUAUAUAAACCAUUCUCUCCUUGUUCCCUAAACACACGACCACAAGCAACAACAAAAAAAAAACAAAUACAAAAUGGCUGAUGGUUUUGGUGAACCGGGAAGCUCAAUGCACGGAGUCACCGGCCGAGAACAAAGCUAUGCAUUCUCCGUCGAGUCUCCGGUGGUUCCUUCCGACACAUCAGCAAAAUUCUCUCUCCCCGUGGACACCGAACACAAAGCCAAAGUCUUCAAACUCUUAUCCUUUGAAGCUCCACACAUGAGAACUUUCCAUCUUGCUUGGAUCUCAUUCUUCACUUGCUUCAUUUCCACUUUCGCUGCUGCUCCUCUUGUCCCCAUCAUUCGAGAUAACCUUAAUCUUACCAGACAAGAUGUUGGAAAUGCUGGUGUUGCUUCUGUCUCUGGCAGUAUCUUCUCUAGGCUUGUUAUGGGAGCUGUUUGUGAUCUCCUUGGGCCACGUUAUGGCUGCGCUUUCCUCGUCAUGCUCUCUGCUCCGACCGUCUUCUCCAUGUCGUUCGUUGCUAAUGCCGGCGGGUACAUAACGGUGAGGUUCAUGAUCGGGUUCUGCCUCGCGACUUUCGUGUCAUGCCAAUACUGGAUGAGCACAAUGUUCAAUGGUCAGAUCAUAGGUCUAGUGAACGGGACAGCGGCCGGAUGGGGGAACAUGGGCGGUGGGGUCACGCAGUUGCUCAUGCCGAUGGUCUAUGAGAUCAUCCGACGGUUAGGGUCCACGUCCUUCACGGCGUGGAGGAUGGCUUUCUUUGUCCCCGGGUGGAUGCACAUCAUCAUGGGGAUCUUGGUCUUGACUUUAGGACAAGACCUCCCGGAUGGUAAUAGAAGCACACUCGAGAAGAAAGGUGCUGUUACUAAAGACAAGUUCUCAAAGGUUUUAUGGUACGCAAUCACGAACUAUAGGACAUGGGUUUUCGUGCUGCUAUAUGGAUACUCCAUGGGAGUAGAGCUCACAACGGAUAACGUCAUCGCUGAGUACUUUUUCGACAGGUUCCAUCUUAAGCUUCACACGGCCGGUAUAAUCGCGGCAAGCUUUGGUAUGGCAAACUUCUUUGCUCGUCCUAUUGGUGGUUGGGCGUCGGACAUUGCCGCUAGACGCUUCGGCAUGAGAGGCCGUCUCUGGACCCUAUGGAUCAUCCAAACCUUAGGCGGUUUCUUCUGCCUUUGGCUAGGCCGAGCCACGACGCUCCCGACCGCGGUUGUCUUCAUGAUCCUCUUCUCUCUCGGGGCUCAAGCCGCUUGUGGAGCCACCUUUGCCAUCAUACCUUUCAUCUCACGCCGGUCCUUAGGCAUCAUCUCUGGUCUUACUGGAGCCGGAGGAAACUUCGGCUCUGGUUUGACCCAGCUUGUAUUCUUCUCGACCUCAACUUUCUCUACGGAACAAGGGCUCACGUGGAUGGGGGUGAUGAUAAUGGCGUGUACAUUACCCGUCACAUUAGUGCAUUUCCCGCAAUGGGGAAGCAUGUUUUUGCCUUCCACGGAAGAUGAAGUGAAGUCUACGGAGGAGUAUUACUACAUGAAAGAGUGGACAGAGCCGGAGAAGCAAAAGGGUAUGCAUGAAGGGAGUUUAAAGUUCGCCGUCAAUAGUAGAUCGGAGCGUGGACGGCGCGUGGCUUCUGCACCAUCUCCUCCUUCUGCUACGCCGGAACACGUUUAAGAGUUUUUAAAUGUGUUGUGUAUCAGUUGCUAUUGCUCCAAAUGUGUAAUUAGUUGAUCGAAUUACAUGUUUAAUUUAUUUAAAAGAGAUAUGCUAUACUCUUUAUGUA